GCUGGAGAAGGCUGACAUGACUGUGUCAUUCACUCCUGUGAAGAGUGAAGAUGUUAAAGUGGAAGCUCAUUCCUCGCAACCUAAUCACAGAAAAACUGAACAAAUGGAGACAGGAGGUGAUGGAGAGGACUGUGGAGGACCAGAACCAGACCGCAACUCGGGUCCAGCCAGUCCUCCAGAUACUGAUAAGAAAACUGGAGACUCUUCUGAGACUGAGGACAGUGGUGAUUGGAAUGAGACCAGAGAACCUCUGUCUGGUGAAGAGUUUGUCAGUGAUUCUAGAUGUAGAACAAGUGAGAAACCUUUGAUCUGUUCUGAAUGUAAGAAAACAUUUGGUUGCAUUCAGAAGCUGAGGAAACACAUGAUGACCCACACAUCAGAGAAACCUUUCAGCUGCUCACAGUGUGGUAAAUGUUUUACCCAAAAGAGAAAUCUAAAAAUACACGAGAGAUUGCACACAGGGGAGAAACCUUUCAGCUGCUCACAGUGUGGUAAAUGUUUCACCCAAAGGGAAAGUCUAAAUGUACACAUGAGAUGUCACACAGGGGGGAAACCUUUCAGCUGCUCACAGUGUGGUAAAUGUUUCACCCAAAGGGAAAGUCUAAAUGUACACAUGAGAUGUCACACAGGGGAGAAACCUUUCAGCUGCUCAGAUUGUGGUAAAGGUUUUACUACAAAUGGAGAUCUAAAGAAACACAUGCGACGUCACACAGGAGAGAAACCUUUCAGUUGCUCAGAUUGUGGUAAAUGUUUCACCGGAAGGGGAAGUCUAAAUGUACACAUGAGAUGUCACACAGGAGAGAAACCUUUCAGCUGCUCAGCUUGUGGUAAAUGUUUCACUCAAAAGGGAUAUCUAAAAUUACACAUGAGAUGUCACACAGGAGAGAAACCUUUCAGUUGCUCACAGUGUGGAAAAUUUUUCACCCAAAGGGGAAAUCUAAAAAUACACAUGCGAUGUCACACAAGGGAGAAACCUUUCAGCUGCUCAGAUUGUGGUAAAUCUUUCACUGAUUGUAGAAAGCUGAAGAUACACAUGUAUUGUCAUUCAGGGGAGAAACCUUUCAGCUGCUCACAGUGUGGUUAACGUUUUACUAGAAGAAGAGAUGUGAAGAGACAUGAGAUGUCAUACGCUGUGUAAAUCUAAAAGUCCACAUGAAAUCUCAGAUGAGAAUCCCCUUUAACGUCUUUCCCCAAUUUACAUCACCGUUUCCCACGUGAGUUUUGAAUAUCCGUCGUAAAGCUAUAAUGACACAUAUUUGAAACUACUCUUAAUGUUCACAAUUACAUCCAACUAUCUAAAAAUUCCUCACAGGGAUUUUUUGGGACGACACUCUUUAAUUGGGAUGACACUCAUGCUUUGUUCUUCCUGUGCUCCCGAGGGUUUUGGGUCACAGGAUGUCACGUGUGAUAUACAAAAUGAAAUUAAUUGAAUAAUCUUCUGACAGAUGGUCUGAAGUUCAUAUUCCGAGAACAAAAUGUUCUUGUCAGUCACACACACACAAACUAUAAACUAUGCUAAGCUAUUAAUUUAUUGGAAAGGUGUAAUCUAAGGCAGUGAUUCUAAACCAUCGGUCCGCGAGCGCCACCUAGAGAGUUUUACCCGUGGGCCGCAGUUGAAAUAUUUCUACUCUGGUUAAAAAAUUACAACAGUCUUUACGGAGACAAGUAACAGAGAUAAGCCACGCCCCUUCCAGGCGCACAUGAAGUGGGACAUGAAUGAAACAAAAUAACUAGUUGGGUGAGUAAACAGUGGCGUAAAUCCCCUUGGCAUUUUAAGUGUGAACGUAGCAUAACGCUCUCCACCAAAGCAUUGAAGCCAUCAAAAUUAAAGCGGAUGCCGUCAUCUCACUGACUUGCAACUCUAAAUCUUACUUAAAAGCCAGCUGUCUUUUUCUCUUCCAGGAAGUGUUAGUGUUGUUUUUGCAGGUUUACAUACAGAUAAUAAAUAAAUGUCCUUGUGAUGAUCACUGUGUCAGGUUUUUGCUUUUUUUAAUUUUAUUUAGUCAUUGAAUACAAAUCCAACCUAUAAUUAUAUCAAUUAGUUAAUACAAAAUAGUGUUAAUAUUUGAACGGGCGCCUGGGCAUAUUUGUACAUUUGGGCCCUGAGGUCAAAAGGUUAAUAACUCCUUAUCUAAGGCAUGUUUCCCACUGUUAACAUUGUAACAUUACCCAACCUUAUAUUGUCCUGUCCAAUGUUGAAAUACAAGUUUGACUGAUUUUUAUGUUCCAUUUGUGUUACUGCAAGCUGUCAUAUUAUCAAUGUAUUAAUGCAUACAUUUCCGUGAACCAAAUUCUGUUUUGCAUUUUUUAUGUGCAGAAAAAUACCAGAAGGCCUUUUAAUGUUUUUCAUGCAUUGAGUUCUUACUCUUGUUUAUAUUGUUUUAACGUUUUUUUAGGAAACUUUUUUUAGUCUUUAGUUUUCCUAGUCAAUCCUCAUAUUG
This is a messenger RNA of Pungitius pungitius (ninespine stickleback), 2441 nucleotides long. Its product is annotated as gastrula zinc finger protein XlCGF17.1-like. Gene Ontology annotation, biological process: regulation of transcription by RNA polymerase II. The transcript has a single exon. Gene Ontology annotation, molecular function: DNA-binding transcription repressor activity, RNA polymerase II-specific; RNA polymerase II cis-regulatory region sequence-specific DNA binding. Lineage: Eukaryota; Metazoa; Chordata; Actinopteri; Perciformes; Gasterosteidae. The record is from RefSeq and is a predicted model, not a curated record. Bases 17 to 1084 code for a protein of 355 amino acids. Gene Ontology annotation, cellular component: nucleoplasm.